CCGGUCACGCUCAACUCUUUUUAAGAGUUUCUCCAGGAUGCUAAGCAACUGCAGAGGCGCACGUGUUUUAGCCAAAACUAUUUUUAAGCUGCCAUCAUCCCUGGCAGGCAAUCGAUAACGCAUGCAACCGGCUCAGCCCUGGUGCGGUUAUCGUAAGUUCUGUCAGCGCAUUUUCAUUCGAAGUUUGCGAAUUCAGAGAAGUGAAGGAACUUGAACUGCUUAGUCAUGGAUACCCCACCCAAUCCCAACAAGUUGUACGCCGAGGAUAGCCUGGAUCAGGCUACCGACAACAUCGAAGAAUCAAACGAGACCAAUCUCAAUAUGUAUAACGAGUUGGAGGAGCAAAAGGACCCGGAGAAGAAGAUUUCGUUACUUAAAAUGCGGAUGAAACAGGUGAAUGAAAAGUUCGACGAGAAUUUGGCCAAACAGGAGGCGGUACAGGCGAAACUGCGCAAAGUGCUGGAGAAGAUGAAGGAUUGUAAAGAUUUUGAAGAGGGUCAAUAAUUAAUGUACCGGAGGCGUGCUUUUGAUUUCAUUUAUAAAUACAUAUGUAAAAUAUA
This is a messenger RNA of Drosophila sechellia, 560 nucleotides long. RefSeq lists its product as uncharacterized. The coding region runs from base 226 to 504 and encodes 92 amino acids. The transcript has 2 exons. The record is from RefSeq and is a predicted model, not a curated record. NCBI's taxonomy places the organism in Eukaryota, Metazoa, Arthropoda, Insecta, Diptera, Drosophilidae.